Molecule: messenger RNA, 2863 nt
Organism: Solea senegalensis (Senegalese sole)
Lineage: Eukaryota; Metazoa; Chordata; Actinopteri; Pleuronectiformes; Soleidae
Gene: crtac1a
Product: cartilage acidic protein 1a
Exons: 14
Coding region: 228-1862 (544 amino acids)
Biological process (GO): axonal fasciculation
Source: RefSeq, a predicted model, not a curated record
CGACAGACCCGCCAUUGGUCAACAUCUUAAUUAUUCAGCAAGUUCUUCCUUGAUUGGCUGAUCAUCUGCACGUUACACAAGCUGUUUCGUAAAUUCUAUACUGAGAAGUUGUGUAAGGUGGAGGAUAUUUGUCGGAUGCAGUAAAAAUCCUCAUCCACAACGACAGUGCAGCGAAAUCAGACCCUUUGCAUCUGCAUGCUGUGGUCACGGUUGUGAGGUUGCCGAUAAUGGUGAUGUGGGCUCCAAGUCGACUGCUCCUCCUGUUUGGUUUCUGGCUCCGGGCUCAUGCCCAGAGCUCAGAGCCAAUGUUCAGGGUUGUAACGCAGACACUGCUUCCUGCAGACAGUCUGCACAACCCGACACAGCUCAACUAUGGAAUGGCUGUGACAGACGUGGAUGGUGACGGCGACCUUGAAGUGGUUGUGGCAGGGUACGAUGGGCCCAACCUGGUGCUAAAGUAUAAUCACACUCAGAAGAGGCUGGUAAACAUUGCUAUCGAUGACAGUAACUCUCCAUACUACGCCCUGAGGGACCGAGCAGGCAACGCUAUCGGAGUUACAGCUUGUGAUGUGGAUGGAGACGGACGUGAGGAGAUCUACUUCCUCAACACAAACAACGCCUACUCAGGACGCGCCACUUAUUCAGACAAGCUCUUUAAGUUUCGGAAUGGACGUUUUGAGGAUCUUCUGAGCGAUGAGCUCAAUGUUCACCGUGGGGUUGCCAAUCACAUGGCAGGGCGUUCUGUGGCCUGUGUUGACAGAAAGGGAACAGGUCGUUACUCCGUGUACGUGGCCAAUUAUGCCAGCGGCAACAUCGGCCCCCACGCUCUCUUAGAAAUGGACCAGGCUGCCAGCAAUGUGAGCCGGGGCAUCGUCGCUCUGUCAGACGUGGCUGCGGAGGCGGGAGUCAACAAGCUCACAGGUGGUCGUGGCGUGGUGGUUGGUCCAAUCCUAAGCACGGCCAGGUCUGACAUCUUCUGUGACAAUGAGAAUGGACCCAAUUUCUUGUUCAAGAACAAUGGAAAUGGGACCUUUGUGGACAUGGCCAGACGAGCAGGCGUGGAGGACAGAUGGCAGCAUGGCAGAGGAGUAGCCCUCGCUGACUUCAAUGGUGAUGGAAAGACGGACAUCGUCUAUGGCAACUGGAACGGCCCACACAGGCUUUUCCUGCAGGACAGUGACUCUAAAUUCCGGAACAUUGCAACUCAGGGAUUUGCCACCUUCUCCCCCGUUCGCACAGUCAUCGCCGCUGACUUUGAUAAUGACAGGGAGUUGGAGGUGUUUUUUAACAACAUUGCCUACAGAGGAAAUGCCCCAAACAGACUGUUCAGGGUGUCAAGGAGAACUGCUGCAGACCCGUCAAUUCAGGAGCUUAAUGUGGGAGAUGCUGCAGAGCCACAGGGGAGAGGAACAGGUGGCACUGUGACCGACUUUGAUGGGGAUGGACAGCUGGACCUGCUGCUGGCACAUGGAGAGAGCUCCAAGCAGCCAAUCUCCGUCUUCAAGGUCACACAGGGCUCGAUCAAUAACUGGCUGCGGGUCAUACCUCGCACCCAGUUUGGCUCUUUUGCCCGCGGUGCCAAGGUGACAGUCUUCACCAAUCAGAGUGGAGCUCUGACACGCAUCAUUGACGGAGGCUCUGGGUACUUGUGUGAGAUGGAGCCCGUCGCCCACUUUGGUUUAGGAAACGAUGAGGUGAAGGUGCUGGAGGUCUCCUGGCCAGAUGGCAGCUCCAUGACUCGGACUGUGGAGCCUGGUGAAAUGAACACUGUUGUGGAAGUAGCCUAUCCCAGCGAAGGAGAAUCGAAUGCACUGGCCAAUGACACACAGGUACGCACUUUGGAGCCACAUCAUGAAUUAUGAAUACAGUGUGGUCAAGGAUUUACAGUAAAGAAUGGCCACUGUGCAGGUCUGUGAGGAAAAUAACAUGAAAUGCAACAUAAUCUGCUUUGAGAAAGUGAACAACGUUACAGGGAGCAUGAUUAAAAAUUAUGUUUUGCUUUGCUCAGGCUCAAAAAAAAACUCUUCACUGUUUUUAAUGUUUGUGUUGCUCAUAAUUUCAUAAUAACCCAAAUGUACUAAAAAAAACAAUAAACAGUUUGGAUUAGUCGGCUUAUUAUUUCAUAGAUCUUUUUCCUCUUUGGCCUUUUGUUGUCAUCUUUCCAUGUGACUGCAUCCAUGUAUAGUUUUACUCAUUUCGCCCGUGUUGUCCUAACCUUGUGUCUGCCCUUUCUUCUCCUCCUCCAUUUUUCUUCUUCUGCCCCUUCUUUCAUGCAGCCAUGGCUCUAUUUUACAAUGCAGCCCGCUCCACUUCUGCCUCCAUGUUUGAAGCCUCCUGUGCCACAGCAGUUUUACUGCACUGGGUCUUGGUACUCUCUGUACUGGGAAUUGUCAGGGGUCAAUAGUCCAACAACAACAGCAACAUCUUUUUAUCCAGCACAACACUGUGAGAGAAAACCCUAAUCUUCACCCAUCUUUAGGUUUAAUUACUCACAUCUUCUUAUAACCAGACCUGGUGUUCAGUAUUAACAGUCAUGAACACAAACUAGGCGCCUUUCAAGGACCUGAUGCAAGGCUUAUGUAUAGUAUUUGCAUCAGACCUGGCAAGCUGCUUACCAGAAUCUGCGAUGAUGCCUCACUGUUAAGAUGUCAGGCAUUGUCUCCGUCAGUAAUCCUCGGGUCUGAGCUGCCUUCAAUAAAAUCAGUCUUCUGCCGCUUUAUUCUCCACAUGAGGGUCGUGGAGGUGGUGCUAUGCCAAUCUCUGCUGACAUUGUGCGAAAGGCUCUUCAAAUAAAUCUUUCAACUUAUCUCAUCACUGACUCCAUAGAUUUCAUCACCUGAUAAUAAAAAAUCUUUGUAACACA